UGUUUUCAUCACUCAGCUGUUCCAGAUUAACAAAACCACGUCCUGUCUGAACAAGAACCUCCACCCACAGCUGCACCGCCUGCAGUCUCCCCCCCGCCAGCAUGGCCAUACGUCUCCUCACUGCUGUAGAAGACGUCAUGGCGCGUCGAGGUCUAACGUAUCGUGAGUGCACCGUUGAGAUUGAGAAUAAAUGCUCGGAGUUCACCCUGUGCAACCCGCAGGUUUACGUUCAAAGUGGAUUCUGUAAAAGUCCUCUGGCGCCGACGCUCGGCCCGUCUGAGUCCAGCAGAGCUCUGUUCACCAAGACGGCUUUCUCGGCACGCGGGGCCGUCGGCGUCUUCACCUACGAUCUCCAGAACAAGUCCAAGGAGGACUGUCUCGAGAAAGUGGCGGUCCUGUUCUCCGUCCCCUACGACUACAUCCAGUACUGCAACCUGUACGCCGUGGGGGUCUUCGACCAGGACACCAGGUGCGAUGAGAGCCUGUUCGACGAGAUGUGCUACAGCACGCACCAGCAGGCGGUGUUCGUCCGAGGGAAGGCUAAAGACACCGGUCUGGCUCACAAAGGGGGGCGCGUCACCGUCCGGGCCACCAUGUCGGACAGCGCCACGUCCGUCCUCAAGGUGCAGGUGUGCAUCAAAUGAAAUAUGGAGCAUAAC
Etheostoma spectabile (orangethroat darter) is the source of this 659-nucleotide messenger RNA. RefSeq names its product DELTA-thalatoxin-Avl1b. Gene Ontology annotation, molecular function: channel activity. The transcript has 3 exons. Lineage: Eukaryota; Metazoa; Chordata; Actinopteri; Perciformes; Percidae. Gene Ontology annotation, cellular component: pore complex. The record is from RefSeq and is a predicted model, not a curated record. Gene Ontology annotation, biological process: cytolysis in another organism; monoatomic cation transport; pore complex assembly. The coding region runs from base 102 to 644 and encodes 180 amino acids.